Olea europaea var. sylvestris is the source of this 2251-nucleotide messenger RNA. Its product is annotated as purple acid phosphatase 15. Gene Ontology annotation, molecular function: metal ion binding; acid phosphatase activity. Bases 247 to 2007 code for a protein of 586 amino acids. The record is from RefSeq and is a predicted model, not a curated record. The transcript is spliced from 9 exons. Lineage: Eukaryota; Viridiplantae; Streptophyta; Magnoliopsida; Lamiales; Oleaceae.
CCAUUCGUCACACCCAAAAGGGUUUCUUCUUUCUUUUUCCAUAAACUCGCACACAUAUACAUGUGAAUAUCUACAUACAAAGACUCGCAGUACUAGGAUUCUUGAUGGCAAUAGCCCUUAAUUAGCGGAUAUUCUACAACACACUUGUUUUAAGAACUUUGGCUCUAGCCGGCUAGCCCCACUUAAUUUCUAUUUCUUUUUUUUUUUUUCUGGGCUUUUAAUAGCUGGGAUUGGGAUUUUUAGUACAUGCAAAUUAGUGGAGAAAUGGGCUUUUGCUCAGGGAUGGCUGUAGUUUAUUUGGUUAUACUGAAUUUGCUUGAAGUUAAUGGUGAAAUUCCGACAACCCUUGAUGGUCCCUUCAAGCCUGUGACUGUUCCUUUGGAUAAAAGUUUCAGGGGAAAUGCAAUAGAUUUGCCAGACACAGAUCCUAGGUUGCAAAGGAGUGUUACAGGGCUUCAGCCUGAGCAAAUUUCUGUCUCUCUUUCUUCAACUCAUGAUUCAGUGUGGAUUUCUUGGAUUACAGGGGAAUUCCAAAUCGGUGACAACAUUAAACCAUUGGAUCCGAAAACUGUUGUGAGUGUCGUACGUUAUGGGAAGCUAAGGUUUCCUAUGAUUCACAAAGCAACUGGCCAUUCUCUUGUAUACAAUCAAAUGUAUCCUUUUGAAGGUCUUCAGAAUUACACUUCCGGAAUUGUCCAUCAUGUUCGUCUUACGGGGUUAGAUCCCAACACAUUAUACUACUAUAGAUGUGGAGAUCCUUUAAUACCAUCAAUGAGUGAUAUCUAUUCCUUCAAGACAAUGCCGGUUUCUGGUCCAAGAAGUUACCCGAGUAGAAUAGCUGUGGUAGGGGACCUCGGUCUCACUUACAAUUCUUCUUCAACAAUCAACCAUUUGAAGAGAAACAAGCCCGAUCUAGUUCUGAUGGUCGGGGACUUGUCCUAUGCUAACUUAUAUCUUACGAAUGGGACCAGUUCAGAUUGCUAUUCUUGCUCGUUUCCAGAUACUCCUAUACACGAGACCUAUCAGCCUCGUUGGGAUUAUUGGGGAAGAUUUAUGCAGCCACUGGUUUCUAAAGUUCCGAUAAUGAUGGUACAAGGGAACCAUGAAAUUGAAUUGCAAGCUCAAAAUCGGACUUUUGCAUCCUACAGUUCUCGAUAUGCAUUUCCAUAUAAAGAAAGUGGAUCUUCUUCUCCUUUCUACUAUUCUUUCAAUUCCGGGGGCAUACAUUUUGUAGUGCUCGGUGGAUACACUGCAUAUAGCAAAACAGCUGAUCAAUACAAAUGGCUGCAGAAGGAUCUGACUCAUGUUAACAGAGAAGUUACUCCAUGGUUGGUAGCUACAUGGCAUCCACCCUGGUACAGCAGUUACACAGCACACUAUAGAGAAGCUGAAUGUAUGAUGGUAGCAAUGGAAGAUCUACUGUAUCGGUAUGGAGUCGACAUAGUCUUUAAUGGACAUGUCCAUGCCUAUGAGAGGUCGAACAGAGUUUAUAACUAUGCCUUGGAUCCUUGUGGUCCUGUAUACAUUACAGUUGGAGAUGGAGGGAAUAGAGAGAAGAUGUCAAUUACACAUGCUGAUGAGCCAGGUAAAUGUCCUGAACCAUCCUCCACGCCAGAUGAAUUUAUGGGUGGAUUCUGCGCCUACAAUUUCACAUCUGGUCCAGCAGCUGGUAAGUUUUGUUGGGAUCGACAACCUGAAUAUAGUGCAUACAGGGAAAGCAGCUUUGGCCAUGGAAUUCUAGAGGUACCUGCUCUCUCUCUCUCUCUAUCUCUCUCUCUCUCUUCAAGAAAUCCUUGCCUCAUCACCAUGACUCGUGGAAACCAAAGGGAAAAGGAUAGAGAAAGGGCUCAGGCUCGGACCGGUGGAAAAGGCAAGAAUAAAGAUGACGGUUUGACCCCAGAGCAGCGCCGUGAAAGGGAUGGAAAGGCACUUCAAGAAAAGGCUGCAAAGAAAGCAGCACAGGCUGCAGGGGGUGCCGAUGCUGGAAGUAAAAGCAACAAGAAAUAGGACAUUUCUUGUUCAUGAGUUUCACAAUCGACUUUUCUUGCUUAUUCUGAGCUUGUUGGCUUUUUCCCCUUGAUUUUAUGUUUAAUAUCUGAAGGAUCAUCUUAAUUACAAUGUGAAUGUAAAACCAUGAUGUUUGUCUGUUUUUCAUCAAUUUAAAAGUAUUUAAUGAUUUUUGUUUGUUUUGUAUCACAUAGUUUAGAUUUGUGAGUUGGCUGAUGGUGAUAAAUAAAUUGGAUUUGGCUCU